AUGUGGGGUGCAAGACUCCGACCACUGCCUCUACGGUGGAUUCCAGUUCGCAGUCGAGCUCUUUCAAGUUUGCGAGGCGCAGGUACUCGCCGCGGUCCUCGGAAUAGCGUUUACAGACCCGAGCCCAUUCAGCCUAGAAAGAGAGAAAAUGAAGCACCACAGCAGCCAGAGAACGUCACGUCUCAAUCCCAAGAUGCUGCAAACUCCAACUACGACCCUUCGCAAAACACCCUCCUUUCUCCCGUGCAUAUCCCGGAAGACCCGAAAGCCGUGCUUAAAGGGAACCAUCCGGCAACGGCGAUCCUGGCUAAUUCCGGGGUGGUAGUUCAACGACAACUGGAGAUGAUGAAUGUAAUGAUAGGGUUCGAGCAAGCCAACAAAUACGUCAUUAUGGAUGCUCAAGGGAAUCACAUUGGAUAUAUGGCGGAGCAGGAGAAAGGAAUCGCCAACGCGAUGGCGCGCCAGUGGUUUCGCACUCACCGGGGCUUCGUGACGCAUGUGUUUGAUCGGCAAGAAAAUGAGGUUCUUCGGUUCCAUCGCCCUUUUUCCUGGAUCAACUCCCGCAUUCAAGUCUACGAUCCCCUCGACAUCACGGCUAACGCCUACUCGCCCUCUACUGCCUUGCAAGGCGAGACCCCCAGGUCUCUGGUUCAAGCCGGCGUGACAUCAAAUGCUCGAGUCUCGCCCCUCGGGUUUGAUGAGAUGCGAGUCAUUGGGGAAGCUCAACAACAGUGGGCUCCAUUACGGCGAAAAUAUAAUAUGUUCACCUACCACCAGCCACCCAACCAAGCAACAAAUAUGGGCACCCAGAAAUUCCCCCUCGAGGGAUCUGAUCUGUCGAAGCCGCAACAGAUGCAACUCGCGCAACUAUCUCAACGUGACCAGGGCGAGUUCAACCAGUUUGCUUACGUUGAUGAGCCGUUCCUUUCCUGGGACUUCUCUCUGCGGUCCGCAGACAGUCGCCUAAUCGGAUCCGUCAAUCGCGACUUUGCGGGGUUUGCCCGUGAGUUCUUUACAGAUACUGGUGUUUAUGCAUUGCGCAUGGACUCCGCGGGACUUGGUCAUGAACCAUCACCCAACCAUGACAGGAAGACCCCCGGAAUGACGCUGGACCAACGCGCCGUGAUGUUGGCUACGGCGGUGAGCAUCGACUUUGAUUACUUCAGUCGGCAUAGUGGGGCUGGGGGCAUGGGCUUCAUGCCGCUCUGGUUCCCGGGGAUCGGUGGUGAGGCUGCGGCCGGCGAAGCAGCGGCAGGGGGCGCCGCCGGUGGUGCUGCUGCCGGGGAAGCUGGAACAGUUGGUGAAGCUGCUACCGGGGCUCUUGGCCGGGCCAGUGCCGCCGGUGGGAUGACAGAGGGUAUUGCUGCAGGUGCCGCUGGUGCUGGGACCAUGGCUGGAUAUGAGGCAAUGCAAAGGGGUGUGUCGGGUGAUCCCAAUGCCCAAUCCACGCCCGAUCAGCACGGUGCGCCACCAGAAGACCUGCAACAACCUGCAGAUCAGGGUCCCUAUGACGAUUUCUGGUCGCAGGAGCCGCCGCAAGAUCCCUGGGGUGCUGAAGAAUCCGGGGACGAAGGAGGCGACGAUUUUGACUGGUUUUGA
Molecule: messenger RNA, 1599 nt
Organism: Penicillium alfredii
Lineage: Eukaryota; Fungi; Ascomycota; Eurotiomycetes; Eurotiales; Aspergillaceae
Product: scramblase family protein
Exons: 3
Coding region: 1-1599 (532 amino acids)
Biological process (GO): plasma membrane phospholipid scrambling
Cellular component (GO): plasma membrane
Molecular function (GO): phospholipid scramblase activity
Source: RefSeq, a predicted model, not a curated record